Notodromas monacha is the source of this 3712-nucleotide messenger RNA. Lineage: Eukaryota; Metazoa; Arthropoda; Ostracoda; Podocopida; Cyprididae. The record is from the annotation of a GenBank genome assembly.
AUGGCACCUGGCGAGCAAUUUGAAAAAUUUCGACGCAUCCACAAACGACAGCUCGGUUCAAUAAUUUCGGGCUACUUAUUGGUGCUGAUUUUUUCGAGUCCUACCAACGGUUCGCUGGCAAAGAGAGAAGUGUUGUCCAUAGAAGACGUUUGCAGCGCACCGGACGAUUGUGCGAGUUGCUUCCGAGCAGCUUCAACUUGCAGCUGGUGCUUCGAUGACGACUGGAAUCAUCCUGGUGGAAGAUGUUUCCACGAAGACAGAUCCGAUUCUCCGCUGGAAACUUCGGGAUGCAAAAAUAUUUUGAGCAACCCAAUGCUCAGCAACCAAAUUCCAGACGUCAUUCAUUUAGAAGCCACCGGAAAAAGCGUCUACGAAUUCAAAAUCGUCCCAAACGUCGACCUGGUUUUGCCGAAUAUUCAGUUCAAAAAUGACAAGGACAGACCCGUGGAUCUCUAUUUUCUCAUGGACCAAACCUGGACCAUGGAAGCGUCUCUUCAGACAGUCACUCGAAUCGGCGAGGAAAUUGCGACAGCGUUGAGGAAUAUCACGUCGGAAUACCGUCUCGGAUUCGGCUCGUUCGUGGACAAGCCCCAACUGCCAUACACCUUGCCAAAUUUUGUGGACAAUCCUUGUGCAGUUUUCAACAACGGCGAAAGUUGUGCUCCAAUUUACUCCUACAAGCAUCACUUGAGCCUCACGCGGGACAUGGAAAAUUUCAUCAACACGGUGAAAGCAUCCAGAACUUCCGCUAGUUUGGACAAUGCAGAGAGUGGGUUUGAUGCAUUGUACCAAGUUGCAACUUGCUGGAAUUCCAUCAUAGACACAGAAAGCCGAGAAUCUGCGCGGAAACUAGUGCUGUACAUUUCCGAUUCCGUCCAGAUGCCUCACAUAGCUGGCGAUGGAAAGAAUCAUCCUGGUGGAAGGUGUUUCCACGAAGACAGAUCCGAUUCUCCGCUGGAAAAUCCGGGAUGCAAAAAUAUUUUGAGCAACCCAAUGCUCAGCAACCAAAUUCCAGACGUCAUUCAUUUAGAAGCCACCGGAAAAAGCGUCUACGAAUUCAAAAUCGUCCCAAACGUCGACCUGGUUUUGCCGAAUAUUCAGUUCAAAAAUGACAAGGACAGACCCGUGGAUCUCUAUUUUCUCAUGGACCAAACCUGGACCAUGGAAGCGUCUCUUCAGACAGUCACUCGAAUCGGCGAGGAAAUUGCGACAGCGUUGAGGAAUAUCACGUCGGAAUACCGUCUCGGAUUCGGCUCGUUCGUGGACAAGCCCCAACUGCCAUACACCUUGCCAAAUUUUGUGGACAAUCCUUGUGCAGUUUUCAACAACGGCGAAAGUUGUGCUCCAAUUUACUCCUACAAGCAUCACUUGAGCCUCACGCGGGACAUGGAAAAUUUCAUCAACACGGUGAAAGCAUCCAGAACUUCCGCUAGUUUGGACAAUGCAGAGAGUGGGUUUGAUGCAUUGUACCAAGUUGCAACUUGCUGGAAUUCCAUCAUAGACACAGAAAGCCGAGAAUCUGCGCGGAAACUAGUGCUGUACAUUUCCGAUUCCGUCCAGAUGCCUCACAUAGCUGGUGAUGGAAAGCUGGGAGGAGCAGUGUUGCCGUUGGAUGCUAGAUGUCACCUCGGAGCUGACAACGUGUACAACACAAAGUUGGGGAUGGAUUAUCCUUCAGUCUCUGAACUGGACUUCAUUUUGGCAAAACACGACGUCACGCCGAUUUUUGCGACCCCAGCUCCCAACGGCAGGAAGAUCUUUGACGAUCUGAAAGGCGUCAUGCGAGACAGUAGGCCGAUUGCUGCUAAUUUGGAAGAAGACUCAAAAAACAUCGUCAGCAUCAUCGAAGAUUUGCACGAGGAACACGAAGUCAUCAUCAGCCCAGUUGGUUUGGCAGAGAAGGCCAUUGUCAAGAUUUCCGUAAUUUGUGACUGCCAAUGCAACAAAACGGUCGCCAAUUCCACCAUUUGCAACAAACGUGGAGAUCUCUCUUGUGGACGUUGCACAUGCCACGAAAAUUGGGAAGGCAACUACUGCGACUGUUUGAAAGGAACCCAAACAGACCUCAGCUGUCGCGACGCCCAAGGAUCAAUUUGCUCGAACUCGGGGAACUGCAUAUGCGGAAAAUGCCAGUGCACUCGGCCGUUCUACGGCAAAUUUUGCGAACUAAAUGACCGCAUUUGCACCGAAACACCAGGUGGGAAGCCUUGCAGUGGUCACGGAAUUUGCCAUCACCAACAGAGGGCUUGUCAGUGCGACGAUGGUUGGAGAGGUGAAUUCUGCAGUUGCAUUUCCAACACAACUGGGUGCAUGGAGCCGGGUACUGGUACAAUUUGCAGCGGGCACGGAGAGUGCGACUGCGACGGGUCUUGCGCGUGUCACAGAACCUCAACUGGAUGGUACAUCGGGCAAUUCUGCGAAAUAUGUCCCACAUGUGCUGGCUGCGGAAAGUUCACCAAUCUCAUGGAAAACCACGUCCUUUGUUUCGACCACGAGCUUCCGAAAUCUGCAAAGGCUUCGUGUAACCCAGAAAAAGAACAGUCCACUGGAAUUGUCAUAACUCGGGCUGACACAUCAACGUUGAAGGAUUACAUGAAGAAGGCUGACCUUCAGAGUCGUCGCAUGUGUCGAUUCAGCGUGAACGUGGAAGAAGUGACGUGCUAUUAUGAGUUCAUCUUCAUCGAACAAACGCUCGAGAAUCAGAAUGUCACCAUCAUUUUUCAACAUACUGAAGCUGGUUGUCACAGACCAGUUCCCUGGUGGAGAAUUGCAUUGCCGAUCAUCGCUUCAAUCGUUUUACUUGGACUGUUCCUCAUUCUGGUGUGGAAACUUGCGACUUAUCUUCACGUUCGCAACGAAUGGCGCCACUUCGAGGCGGCUGAAAAGCGGUCAAUCAACGAUUUGGGGAAGAAGAUUGACGUGAAUCCCCUUUAUCGCUCGCCAAUUGAAACUUUCGAAAUACCUCAAGACUUUCGCGAAUCAAAGACACUCAACUUAGAUUGAAAAGUUGAACGAAAAAAAACACGUUACUGUACAUAUGGGUUUAAACAUAACUUGAAAGGGUAUCUGAUUUCCGCGCGCUGUCAAUUUUCAGUAGUGUUCAAUUUUAAAUCAGCAACUUGAGUUGAUCACAUCAUAAGAAAACAUUCACAUAAUUUUUGAAUACAGUAUUUUGAUACCAUGAAAGAAAGAACUACUCAUUGAUAAAAAUGCAUCAAAAAUGUCCGAUUUCACGGAUUUUGACUACAAUGAUGAUCUUCUAUUCUCAUCUUUACCAUUUUUACUUCCUUCUAUGUCUAGAGGCACAAGUAAUCUUCAAAAAAUGAAGCAAAAUUUGCACUGAGACUUGUUGAAUACAGCAAUUGAACUGAGAGCUAUGACUUGUCUUAUUCUUCUUCCAUCGUCCAUGGUACCAAAGAGGAAUGGAAAGAAAAUCAAAAUUUAGAAAACAGGUGACGAUCGAACCAGUUCUUUCCAUUAAUCUAAACUGCAUUGCCUUUUUUUCUUAAAUAAAUACUUCACGGAAAGCUGUGAAAAUGUUGACUACGCAAGGGAAUCAGAUACCCCUCGUAUCCUUCCUCAGUCAGAGCAGAUUUCUGACUGAAGAGUGAAGACUAAACUCUUGCUUUUUUCACAUUUAUUUCGAUUUCGCAGAAUAAAAAUGACCGUGCAAUGCACCCAAUCUAGAUUUGAAUAUUCAUUUCGCUUCCGG